AUGAGUAAAAAGGAACUCUAUUUUAAAUGUGAAAAUUUUCAAAAAACUGGCAGUUUCAAAGCUAGAGGAGCGCUGAAUGCAAUCAAAACUUCUCUAGAGAAAGGUGAAGUUCCUGCUAGAAUAGUUACUCAUAGUAGUGGAAAUCAUGGACAGGCUGUAGCAUGGGCCUCUAGGCAGUUAGGUCUGCCCUGUACUGUAGUUGUACCUCAAGGAACACCUACAGUCAAGUGUGAAGCAAUUAAGGAAUAUGGCGCUGAACUUGUUUUCUGUACUCCUUCUCCGACAGGAAGGAAGGAAGCAGCUGACAGAAUUGCAUCUGAGACUAACGGUCUAAUAAUUCAUCCCUAUGACGACUACAAUGUAAUAGCUGGACAAGGAACUAUUGGAUUAGAACUUCUGGACGAGGUUCCGGAUCUUGAUAUUAUUCUGGUACCAAUCUCAGGUGGUGGCAUGACCUCAGGAAUAGCAAUUGCAGCGCAUCAUAUUAAUCCUAAAUGCCAGGUGAUUGCAGUGGAACCUGUUGGAAAGAAUCUCCAGGAGAGCCUUCAAGCUCAGGAGAGAAAGUGGGAGAACCCUCCACAGUUUCUUAAUACUAUUGCUGAAGGGAUUAAAACACAACAGGUUGGUCACCUUACUUUUCCAAUUCUCUGCAAUCUAGUAAAACAGGUUGUAACAGUAACAGAUCAGGAAAUGGCGGAUGGUUGCAAAAUUUUAGCAGAACGAAUGAAGCUGGUUGUUGAAGCAGCCAGCGGAGCUGCCGUAGCAGCAGCUUUAUCGAAGCAGGUUGAAUAUAUGCCUGGUCUCAAGAUUGGGGUUAUUCUAUGCGGAGGAAACCUGGAUAUGGAUUCACUUCCUUGGCAGAAUAUCUAGAAUAUUCUUUAGCAUGGAUUCACUUCCUUGGCAGAAUAUCUAGAAUAUUAUUUAGCAUGGAUUCACUUCCUUGGCAGAAUAUUUCACUUCCUUGGCAGAAUAUCUAGAAUAUUCUAUAGCAUGGACUCACUUCCUUGGCAGAAUAUCUAGAAUAUUCUUUAGUAUGGACUCACUUCCUUAUCAGAAUAUCUAGAAAAUUCUUUAGCAUGGACUCACUUCCUUGGCAGAAUAUCUAGAAUAUUCUUUAGUAUGGACUCACUUCCUUGGCAGAAUAUCUAGAAUAUUCUUUAGUAUGGACUCACUUCCUUGGCAGAAUAUCUAGAAUAUUCUUUACUAUGGAUUCACUUCCUUGGUAGAAUAUCUAGAAUAUUCUUUAGUAUGGACUCACUUCCUUGGCAGAAAAUGCAGAAUAUUUUUAAGUACAGUGAGAACUAGAUAAUUGUGGAAUAGGAGGACGACAUUAAGAACUCUUCUUUGUAUUUGAUAUUGUUAAUAAGCAUACAAUUUUGCUAGUAACUAAUUAAAUCACUUCACAGGAAUCAUUUAAAAUUCAAACCGACUUAUAGUUCCGAUGGCGAAGAUGUCAGGUAAAAAAAUUUUGGACUUUUGAUCCGACAUCGGCAUGUUGGAAAUUAAAUGUUAGCUGGGUUAUUAAGUGAUAUGUGUCUGAUGUUAAUUGGACUAGUCAUAGCGUAAGUCUAAAAGAAAAAGUUAUUUUAUUAGUCUUAGUUUUAUAUUUUCUCACUGUAGAAACGUACAUUUUAAACCAUCAGAAGUACAGGGUGUCCUAAUAAACAUGGGUAUUCAGUGACGAAUUCGAUAUAGUCUUUGACAUGAAUUAGCAUUGUAAUACCUAAUUUUGAAAGCCAUAAUAUUAUCAUGUCUGCUAGAGUUUAUUCUAUUGAAACGGUAAAUGGUUGUAUAGAUAUGUCUUUAAUGUCUCCGCAAGAUAAACAGUGAAGACUGACAAGUUUACUAUGCUUGUAAUCUGCAAUUUUUUUUGUUUUACAAUCGUAUGCAGACAAAACAUAAACAAACAAAUUGUAAACAUAGCAGACGAAAA
Eurytemora carolleeae is the source of this 1933-nucleotide messenger RNA. Its product is annotated as serine racemase. The transcript has 14 exons. Gene Ontology annotation, molecular function: serine racemase activity; threonine racemase activity; magnesium ion binding. The record is from RefSeq and is a predicted model, not a curated record. Gene Ontology annotation, biological process: D-serine biosynthetic process; pyruvate biosynthetic process; L-serine metabolic process. NCBI's taxonomy places the organism in Eukaryota, Metazoa, Arthropoda, Copepoda, Calanoida, Temoridae. Bases 1 to 870 code for a protein of 289 amino acids.